CCGGGCUACCGAGCCGCUAAAGUAAAGCAGUCUUGACAAUUUGGAACUAUUAUAAGUGACUUCAGUCAAUGUCUCGGUUAUACAAAGGGAACCUUGGGACUCUGGUUUACCCGAAUGAAGACUAAAACGGUCCUGGAGGGUUGCGGUGUCUGCAGAUAUGGAGCUGACUGUAUCUUCAGAAGUUGCAACAGCUUGAUGUUUCCAGUGAAGAUUGAUUAACAAUCACUACCAUAGCCCUCCGAAUGUCAGUCAUGGAAUUGUAUGCACUUCUUUGACCAACGCCUCCAAGAUGUGAUGAUGGAAGAAGCGUGUAGCCCCAUCGCUAAGCACAAAGACCCAAAUGGAUUUGUGAACAGGGUGUUCAAUGUUUCCCUGGAUGUUGAGAAUGUGACAGGCGCAGUGCAGAUCCAGGACCCUGGGCAGGGGGACGCCCCAGCCUCCGGUCCAAGCCAGGAGGAUGGGGAGAGGGUGGCAACUGGCAGAAAGCCCAGAACAGCUGGGAUCUGGAGGAUUCUCACGCGGAGGAAAACCACAAUUGGGUCUGAGAGGCGGCCCCACUCCAUGAUCCUCCCUGGGGAAAAUUCCCCGCAACUGUCAUUUGUUGACAAAGUCAGGUCCUUCAAGAAGCUGAAGCCCCCCUCUAUUUUCAAGGAGAGGUCCUUCAAGCUGUAUGGGGUGAAAUGUGGCAGUACUCUCAAAGAUGACCCUGAUAUCCAAUCUCCCAGCCGGGAAUACCCAGGCCAAACACAUUCUCGGAGAAGACCUUUCAGGAGCAAAGGCAAAAGGCACUCUUAUGCUGGCCGAACAAAGGAAUUUGACUGCUCAUUCGAGGAUGUGGACCUCACAAGGCCCUCAGAAAACAACCAACAACUGCCUCACGACAUGUCCAGCAGUCAGAAUGGAAGCAAAGGGGCGCCCAACUCAAAGGUGAAAGCACACCCCAACUUCUCAAACAGCAACAACUCAUCAGCCCAUGAUGAGCAUCCUUGGAGGGACUGCCCCAAGACGCCCCAGGGUGGGAGGAGAUUGCGUGGAGCUGAUGUCUGGGGCUACCUGAGAAAAAUCUCCCUCAUGGGAAAAGGAUCCUCUGGCAUGUCUGGGAAAAGUUUUGACUCAGAGCUUCACACCCUGGACAAGACAAUCGAUUCAGAUUGUGCCUCCGCAGACUUCGAGUGCAUCCGAGAUCACAGCCCUCCACCUGCAGCACCUGCUGCUGACAGCAAAGGUGGCCAUUUCAGAGGCCUCUUCAGGUUCUUCAGUAGCGUGGCUGAGACAGCCAGGAAGUGGAGGAACUCUGCCCAGUCCUUCUCCCCUCCUGAGGGAGAGAGGUCCCAAUUGGGUUCCCCCUGUUCUCAGAGGUCUGGACUUUUUGCCCAUAACGUGCCUUUACACCCAGGGAACGAGGACAAGGGUGCUACAGCCAUGUCCCUGAACUCAAAUUCAGGUGAGGCCUUGUCUCUUGACAGUCUUGAACAAGGUUCUCCACAGGUGGUCUUGAGGUCAUGGAAGACUUGCUCAGAUUCCCAAGGCUCCAACGGCCACCUCAUGGACCUUGCGGUAAAUUUAGGAUCUCCGCCUGGGUCACCUUGCUCGCCUAAGUCCCCAGUGGAGCACCAUGUUAGGUGUGAGAUUCCAGAGAGCAGGGCUCUCUUGGAGAUGGAAACUGGGUCAAGUUGCAACACUACUGAGGACGCAGAAGAUACAGGAAAUUAUAGGAAUAUUGCAGAUAUCUCUGUCUCGGUCUCUGCCGGUCCAAGACAGGAUCAAGAGAAUCAAAGGGAUGCAGGAGGCACAGAAACCUGCUCAAAUACAGACUAUGCAUCAGAGGGCUUAAUGACUGCACUAAAGUGCCGGGUCCUGCUCUCCAGGUGUUUGCCCUCGGUCCUCACGCCUUGGAUGUACCGGCUGGGCUUUGUUCAGGGAGGGGCAGUCCUGCUGACCUGGGCGGUGUCCCGGUGGCAGCCACCUCUCCGACGUGGAGGGAACGCCGCCCGGUCUCCGUCUAUACCCCGCAGUUGA
Messenger RNA from Conger conger (European conger), 2019 nucleotides. RefSeq lists its product as uncharacterized. Bases 262 to 2019 code for a protein of 585 amino acids. The record is from RefSeq and is a predicted model, not a curated record. NCBI's taxonomy places the organism in Eukaryota, Metazoa, Chordata, Actinopteri, Anguilliformes, Congridae. The transcript has 5 exons.